CUAGAGGUCACAUAUGAAGGUACGGACCAAGUUCGGGAAGCCAAAAUUGACUUCCUAACGUAGGAGUACGAGAUGUUCAGGAUGAAGGAAGGAGAAAAGAUCGAUGACAUGUUCGAUCGGUUUUCAAAAAUCAUCAACGAUCUUCACGCUCUCAAGAAGACGUACACCAACAGAGAUCUCGUGAGGAAAAUCCUGCGAAGCCUCACACCCGAAUGGAGAUCAAAGGCAGACGCAAUCUAUGAAUCCAUCGGAGUCUCAAAUGUCACCAUCGACGGGCUAAGAGGUAAUCUCAAAACUUAUGAAUCUACUAUCCUAACCCCGUCUUUGGAUGAACAAAAGAAGAAAGGUAUAGCGCUGAAAGCAACCAAGGAGCCCGUGGAAGAUGACACAAGCAAUAAUGACAACGAGUUCGGACUCAUCAUCAAGAAGUUCCACAAAUUCAUGAAGAAAGAAUUUGAAAGAAAAGGAAGAAAGCACGAUGGGCCCCCGAAGUGCUAUGGAUGUGGUGAGAUAGGCCACAUCAAGCCGAGGUGUCCAAAAAGCAAAGGCGGCAAGGACAAACCUGGAUUCAAAAAGCAACGCGCCUACAUCUCUUGGGGAGGCGACUCCGGGGAUGAGUCAACGGAUCAGGAAGAGGAGGAAGCCGCCAACCUUUGCCUCAUGGCGCACGAAGAUCAAACCGACAACAUUCAAGAGGUAUGUACCAUUUCUUCCGACUCUUAUACUUUUGAAGAAAUGCAAAAAGCACUUCAUGAGCUUUAUGAUGAAUUUGUUAGCGCUUCUAAAACCAACAAAUCUUUAAAGAAACGCCUUUCAACUCUUGAAAACGAUUUUGCCAAUUUGGAAAAAGAUAAUGAAAGCAAAUUUCACCCUUUCCAUCACUUUUUGGUAAGAAACGCUAUCAUGGCCGGAGGAAAGUCCAAAAGCAAGGCAUCCAAAAAGAAGACCGCCGCCGAGGCCACAAGCUCUGCGCCUCAACCCUUCCCGUACCUGGACGGAUCCUUCUUGGAGUUCGGGUCGGAAGAAGAACUCACACGCUUCAUCACCUACUUUGCCAAACGCCCCAUCUCUCCGCCAAGAGUGCUGCCCGAGAUGUACCCCCAACAGAAGGGUUACUACGACCUUGACAAUCAACUCACGGAGUCGGGUCUGUGGCCUUUCGUCUCCCGAAGCCGUCAAUCCUUCAAUCCCGCCUACGUUCGGGCCUUCUACUCCAAUCUCCGCCGGGACGGGGACACGAUUCGCAGCAGCAUCAAUGUCGUGGACUUCGAGUUUGAUUUGGCUCUCCUUGCUAGGGUCGCAGGGCUGCUUACCCGCGGUGACGACAUCGCGUCAUACGGAGGCAACGAUUGGAUCCUCAACAACGAGGCCGUCGUCAUUCGUGAGCUCGGGAUCACCAACUUGAUCCGUCACAGCGGCGCACCGACGAUUCACUCGGCCCCACCGGAGAAGCGCCUCCUCCUCUACAUCAUCACCCGGAUUCUUCGCCCUCGGGACAGUAGCCACACCAGUCUCUCCAACGAAGAUCUCAAGGUCGUGCACGCUAUCAUCCAUGGCGCCUCAAUCAAUUGGGCAAAAUACGUCAUGAUUCACAUGACGGAUUGCGCCUCAAUCGCCACCGAAAGAAGCUUGCCAUACGCCUUCCUUGUCAUGGACCUCAUCGUCUCCGCCGACAUCCACAUCGCCGGGCCGGACACGAAGAUGACAAAACUGUGGAUCAUCCAAGACAGCACCUUCCGGAAGAAGUCCGGUGACGAAACAGGCGCUGGACCGAGUCGGGCCCGUGCCCCUGCCCCUGCCCGUGCCCCCGCUCCCGCUCGGGCCUCACUGCAGUCCAUAGCCGAUACCCUGAAUCGGCUAACCGUCACCGUGGAUGGCAUGGGACACUACCUGGAGAGGAUGGACUGCUCGAUUCAACGCCAAGGCCACGACAUGCGGGCAUACUUCCGCGGCAUCAACUACGUCCCGCCGCCCUUUGACAGCACCUUCCUCGGCCAAAACUAUGAAGGCGAGGACGAGGACGACAACUCCUAUGCUCCGUCCUCCUCCCCCGACGAGGCCGACUUUGAGGACGCGGUCGACGGGGAUCCCAUGGACGUCGAAGACGACGAAGAAGACGAAGAAACCGAGGACGAGGACGCCGCUGCCUAGAUUCUUCCUUCUUUCCCUCCUUACUACGAUGUUUUUUAUUAUUUCCAUUCUGUUGUAUUCCGCAUUUUCUCCUUUUAAAUUAAUAAAAGUUUACUUUUAUACUCCAAAGUUCACUUUUAAUUCUUUUUGUUAAUGUCAAAAGGGGGAAGAUAUCAAGGUUAUGCAUAAAUUGAGGGGGAAUUA
Cuscuta campestris is the source of this 2334-nucleotide messenger RNA. NCBI's taxonomy places the organism in Eukaryota, Viridiplantae, Streptophyta, Magnoliopsida, Solanales, Convolvulaceae. The record is from the annotation of a GenBank genome assembly.